AUGGGUGCGUUGCUGUCUUUGCCGCUGAUGGCGGUGCCGAGCAUGGGCACGGUCAUAGGUUUCGCCGCCAGUUGCUGCGGUGCGGCAACAUGCUCAGCUGUCUGUAGUGCCUGCGGAAAAUGCGGCAACAGUGUCGCUACGCGUAUCGGCUACGCCCUCAUACUUCUCGUCAACUCGAUUCUGUCCUGGAUAAUGCUUACUCCGUGGGCCAUAAAGAAGCUUGAACAUCUCAUGCUCGACUACGUCAAGAUUGACUGCCCUAAUGGCCAGUGUUACGGUUGGAUGGCUGUCCACCGCUUCAACUUCGCCCUCGGUCUCUUCCAUCUCAUCUUUGCUGGCCUCCUCUUCGGCAUCACGUCUUCCAAGAACCCGCGCGCCGCUAUUCAAAACGGAUACUGGGGCCCAAAGGUUAUUGUUUGGCUCGCUUUUGUUGUCCUUUCCUUCCUGAUACCCGACGAGUUCUUCCAGUUUUACGGCGCCUAUAUCGCCCGCUUCGGGGGAAUGCUGUUCCUCAUCCUCGGUCUCAUCCUACUUGUUGAUCUCGCACAUAACUGGGCCGAAUACUGCCUCGAGCAAAUUGAGGAAACCGACUCUAAGGUCUGGCGGACAGUACUCAUUGGCUCAACCUUGGGCAUGUACCUCGCUUCGCUCGCCAUGACCAUUGUCCAGUACAUCUUCUUUGCUGGGUCUGGCUGCUCCAUGAACCAGGCGGCCAUCACCAUCAACCUCUUACUAUGGCUCGGCAUCUCGUUCAUCUCGGUUCACCCCACGGUUCAGGAGUAUAACCCUAAGGCUGGGUUAGCCCAGGGCGCCAUGGUAGCAGUCUACUGCACUUACCUGACCAUGUCCGCCGUCUCAAUGGAGCCGGAUGACAAGCUAUGCAACCCUCUAGUUCGUGCGCAAGGCACUCGAACAACCUCGGUUGUUAUUGGUGCUGUUGUAACCAUGCUUACCAUCGCCUACACUACCACGAGGGCUGCGACCCAGAGUCUUGGACUGGGUUCCUCGGGCGGCAUCCGUCUUCCCGAGGAGGACGAACACGAUCUCGUCACCCAGCAGCCUAAUGGCCACAAGCAAAUGCGAGCCGAGGCCUUGCGCCGCGCCGUCGAAGAGGGCAGUUUGCCGGCAGACGCCCUUUUGUCUGAUGACGAGAGCGACGCCGGCGGUACCCACACUCACGGCGACGACGAGCGCACGAGGACCCAAUACAACUACACAGUGUUCCACAUCAUCUUCUUCCUAGCUACAACCUGGAUCGCUACCUUGCUGACCCAGAGCUACGACGACCAGAAUGCCGAUGGCAACUUUGCCCCCGUUGGCCGAUCUUACUGGGCUAGUUGGGUUAAGAUCGUGAGCGCCUGGGUUUGCUAUGCCAUGUAUGCUUGGACAUUGGUAGCUCCGGUCAUUCUCCCAGACCGCUUCGACUUUUCAUGA
Messenger RNA from Colletotrichum spaethianum, 1434 nucleotides. Its product is annotated as membrane protein TMS1. Gene Ontology annotation, cellular component: membrane. The record is from RefSeq and is a predicted model, not a curated record. The transcript is spliced from 3 exons. The coding region runs from base 1 to 1434 and encodes 477 amino acids. Lineage: Eukaryota; Fungi; Ascomycota; Sordariomycetes; Glomerellales; Glomerellaceae.